UGUAACUUUCGUCGCUUGCUUGCGUCACGUGGUUUACGAAACGUAUUUUCCACAUCAUGUCUUACAAGUCUGAUGCUAUGAAUGAUUGUCGAAUUUAUGUCGGUAAUUUACCACCAGAUAUAAGAAGCCGAGAUAUUGAUGAUCUCUUUUAUAAAUAUGGCAAAAUAAACUAUAUUGACUUGAAGAAUCAGCGUGGUCCGCCAUUUGCAUUUGUAGAAUUUGAUGACUCCCGGGAUGCCAAGGACGCAGUUCGGGGAAGAGAUGGAUAUGACUUUGAUGGAUAUGCGAUCCGAGUUGAAUUCUCACGAGGUUCAAGAGACUCACGCGGUGGGGGAGGCGGCUAUCGGUCAGGUGGUGGUCGAGGGUAUGGAAGAGGGGGUGGAGGAAGGAGACCAGGAGGAGGAAGCGGAGGCGGUGGUGGAGGCGGCGGCGGCGGCGGCGGCGGAGGCGGUGGUGGUGGUGGUGGUCGAGGUGGACCUCGACGAUCAGAUUACCGCGUCGUCGUUACAGGUCUUCCACCAACAGGCUCAUGGCAAGAUUUAAAAGAUCAUAUGCGGGAAGCAGGAGAUAUUUGUUUUGCUGAUGUCUUCAAAGAUUGCACAGGAAUCGUAGAAUUCCUACGACAUGAUGAUAUGAAAUAUGCUGUUAAAAAAUUGGAUGAUUCCAAAUUUAGAUCCCAUGAAGGCGAAACAGCAUAUAUUCAAGUAAAGGAAGAUAGUAGCCGCUCUGGAAAAGACUAUCGUAGAUCGCGCAGUCAAACCCCUGAUCGCCGUGGUAGGGAAAGCCCAAGUUAUUCACCAAUGCGUCGUUCUCGAUCGCCGAAUUACUGA
Dimorphilus gyrociliatus is the source of this 830-nucleotide messenger RNA. NCBI's taxonomy places the organism in Eukaryota, Metazoa, Annelida, Polychaeta, Dinophilidae. The record is from the annotation of a GenBank genome assembly.